Messenger RNA from Setaria italica (foxtail millet), 1509 nucleotides. Its product is annotated as vegetative cell wall protein gp1. Gene Ontology annotation, biological process: actin filament polymerization. The record is from RefSeq and is a predicted model, not a curated record. The transcript is spliced from 6 exons. Gene Ontology annotation, molecular function: actin binding; microtubule binding. Bases 1 to 1293 code for a protein of 430 amino acids. Lineage: Eukaryota; Viridiplantae; Streptophyta; Magnoliopsida; Poales; Poaceae. Gene Ontology annotation, cellular component: cytoplasm; actin filament.
AUGGUGGCUAUUCCGUACCCGAGCUCACCCGCGGAUCCGGCUCCCCCGUUUUCUCCCGCUCCUCCCGCCGGUUUUUUUCUCAAACGGUUCCCCCGGUUUGUUUUCCAGCUUUUUUUCCCGAACGUGGGUCUUCCGUUGUGGGUGGUGUUCAGUUCCCGUCCAUCCACUUCUCAUGCUAGCGGACGCUGCCGCUCGCCAUUCGCCGCCACCGUCGCUCGCCCACCGCCGCCGUCGCUCGCCAACCGCCGCCGCCGCUUCCACCGCCGACUCCGCGCCCGGCAUCCAGUCGCCGCUGCUCCCCAUCCGCAGCCACCUCAAUCUCUCCCCAUCCGUUUCCGCCGCCGCCGCCGCCGCUCGCCCGCAGCUGCCGCGCCGCCCCUCUCCUCCUCCGCAUCGACGCCGCGCCGCCCCUCGCAUCGACCCCGCACCGCCUCUCUCCUCCGCGUCGACCCCGCGCUGCCCCUCUCCUCCGCCGCCGUCGCUCGCCAACCGCCGCCGCCGCUUCCACCGCCGACUCCGCGCCCGGCAUCCAGUCACCGCUGCUCCCCAUCCGCAGCCGCCUCAAUCUCUCCCCAUCCGUUUCCGCCGCCGCCGCCGCCGCUCGCCCGCAGCUGCCGCGCCGCCCCUCUCCUCCUCCGCAUCGACGCCGCGCCGCCCCUCUCCUCCUCCGCAUCGACGCCGCGCCGCCCCUCGCAUCGACCCCGCACCGCCUCUCUCCUCCGCGUCGACCCCGCGCUGCCCCUCUCCUCCUCCGCAUCUACGCCUCGCGCCCCUCGCGUCGACCCCGCGCCGCCCCUCGACUUCGACCGCCUGUCCAAGUUCCUGGUGGUUUGCCUCAAUGCCAUCCGGGAUGAGGUGGCGACCGAGGACGGCGGCGGCAGCAGCAUCCACGGCGGCGGCGACUGGGGCGUGGAGCUCUGGAGGUCCUGCUCCUCCCCGGCGCCGUCCGACGUGCUCGACACCAGCGGCGCGUGCGCCACGAUGGAGCAGACAGCGUGGCUCGUCUCCACUGCCUGCGACAUCGUCACCAGGAAGGAGAGGCUUGGGAUGGUCGUCUCCUGCCCCUUCCUGCUGUACCUCGUCCCGUCCCAGGAGAAGGCCACGCAGGUGCGAUCGAUAUGCAAACCCCUGAAGCCUCUUGGGAUUCAUUCAGUGAGCUUGCAUUCUGGCGCUUCGGUUGAACAUCAGAUCUCUGGGAUUACUAGGACCUUACAGUGGCAGUUGGUUCGAUUGAGUACUCGGAGUCCAAACCGGCAGCAACGGAAAUAUUCAGAAUACCAGGGUACAGAAUAGCUUAGAAAUAAAAUUAUUCUGAUCAUCUACAUCAACUCAUUUGAAGCUGUGACCUGUAAUGACGAGAUAAAUAGAGAUACUAAACCUUCCGAAGUAUCUUGCUGCAGAACAAUGAAGAUAAACCUGUGACCAGUAGCAGAGAUACACAAGAGGUUUAGUGUUAUCUGAUUUUUCGGGAUGGAUGCCAAGAAGUUCCUGCAGCUGGUCGAAGAGAAG